AUGGCUUCCAAAGAACCUCUCUCAAUCGAGACCGAAGCCAAAGCCGGUUCAUCCUCGCGCAGCACCACUCCACCAGCUACCAGGCCCAUCCAGCCCUGGGAAAAGCCAGGCAUCCUAGGUUCCUUCCGUCGCGGCUAUCGCGUAUUUCAACGCUAUGUCUGGGACGAUCCUGAUAAGCCCAAGGAGGAGAAAUGGUUUCUCUUCAAGCUGGAUUGCUUCCUCUUGACGUCGGCUUGCCUCGGGUACUUUAGCAAGAAUCUCGAUCAGUCUAACAUCAGCAAUGCUUAUGUCUCAGGGAUGAAGGAGAGUCUCGGCAUGCAUGGUAGCGAGCUGACAUAUGCGAGCAAUGUGUUCACGGCGGGAUAUGUUGUUGGGCAGAUGCCUGCCGUGAUGCUGGCGACCAGAAUUCGACCCUCGAUUUUGAUCCCCAGCCUGGAGAUCAUUUGGUCGAUCCUGACGUUCUGCACAUCGUCCGUCACCAACGUCUCGCAGCUAUACGCCAUCCGAUUCCUCAUUGGACUGUGCGAGUCUGGAUUCUUCCCAGUGAUGAUAUAUCUCGUUUCGAGCUGGUACACGAAAGGAGAGCGCGGGAAACGCGUUGCGCUGUUCUACUGCACGGCAGCGCUCGCAGGCAUGUUCAGCGGCUACCUCCAGGCGGGCGCGUACUCAGGUCUCGACGGCAGGUACGGCAAGCAAGGCUGGCAAUGGCUGUUCAUCGUCUGCGGCAUUAUCUCGCUCCCCAUCGCCUUCCUGGGCUACUUCUUCAUUCCCGACUUCCCUGAGACAACAAAAGCAUUCUACAUCACCGAAUCCGAAGCAUCCAGACAGCGCGCACGGCUCAUCGCCGAGGGCCAGAAGCCGCUGGGUCACAACCCCUGGAACCGCAGAAAGAUACUGCGUAUCGCAGGGCAGUGGCAGUUCUGGGUCUUGCCGCUGGGCUAUUUCUUCGUACAGUCGAGUUUUCCUUCGCAUCAGCCGAACUUUGCGCUCUGGCUGAAGGCUAAUGGUCGCUCGGUUUAUGAGAGGAAUGUCUGGCCGACGGGACAGGUUGCUGUCGGUGUGGUUGUGCAGCUUGCUGCUGGCAUGGUCUCGGAUUCGCCAUUAUUGAAGGGACGGCGCUGGCCGGUCAUCAUUGUCAUGCAGGCAGGGACGUUGGUUGGUGUUAGUAUCCUGGCUGCAUGGAAUGUUUCGGAUAGAGUCAAGUACUUUGCGUACUACAUCUCGUACUUCUCGGCAGGGGUGCCUGGCCCGUACUUUGCGUGGUACUCGGAUCUCAUACCGCACGACCACGAGAUGCGGGGGUUUGUGAUUGCAGCUUCCAACAUGUUCAGCUACAUCAACGUGAUCUGGUACACCAUCGCGGUCUGGAGAACGGUCGAUGCGCCGAGGUUCCACGCUGGCUUCACAGCGUGUGCGGUCUUUGGAGCUGCGAUGAUAUCGCUGACCGUCAUCUUGCAAUUCCUCCAGAGGAGAGAUGACAGGAAGAGGGCAUCGGAGGGCACCGCUGCGGAAGAUGUCGAGACGGCAGAAGAGGUGUCGAGAGCAAGUCUGGCAGAGGCGGCAACUGAAACGGUGAAGUCGGCAUGA
Molecule: messenger RNA, 1587 nt
Organism: Didymella exigua CBS 183.55
Lineage: Eukaryota; Fungi; Ascomycota; Dothideomycetes; Pleosporales; Didymellaceae
Product: MFS general substrate transporter
Exons: 3
Coding region: 1-1587 (528 amino acids)
Biological process (GO): transmembrane transport
Cellular component (GO): membrane
Molecular function (GO): transmembrane transporter activity
Source: RefSeq, a predicted model, not a curated record